GGCUCGGAGGCGGCUCCUGCAGGCGGAAGCCACCGCUUCUGGGCGAGAAGCGACGUGCGGUGCGGGAGCCCGGGCCCCGGCCCGGCGGCCGCGCACGAUGCGGCUGGGCUCCGGAAGCUUCGCCGCCUGCUGCAUAGUGAUCGAGGUGCUGGGGGUCGCGCUCUUCCUCCGGGGGUUCUUCCCGGCUCCCGUGUGCGCCCCCGCCGGGACGGAGCACCAGGCCGAGUACCCGGCGCCCGAACCCUCGGCUGGAGCCAGUUCCAACUGGACCAAGCUCCCACCACCUCUCUUCAGUAAAGUUGUUAUUAUGCUGAUAGACGCCUUGAGAGAUGAUUUUGUGUUUGGGUCAAAGGGUGUGAAAUUUAUGCCCUAUACAACUUAUCUUGUGGAAAAAGGAUCAUCUCACAGUUUUGUGGCUGAAGCAAAGCCACCUACAGUUACUAUGCCUCGAAUCAAGGCGCUGACGACGGGGAGCCUCCCUGGCUUCAUCGAUGUUGUCAGGAACCUCAAUUCUCCGGCACUGCUGGAAGACAACGUGAUCACGCGCGCAAAAGCAGCUGGGAAAAGAAUCAUCUUUUAUGGAGAUGACACAUGGGUGAAAUUAUUCCCAAAGCAUUUUGUGGAGUACGAUGGGACAACCUCUUUUUUUGUAUCAGAUUAUACAGAGGUGGAUGAUAAUGUUACAAGGCAUUUGGAUAAAGUGUUAAAAAGGCGGGAUUGGGAUGUGCUGAUCCUCCACUACCUCGGGCUGGACCACAUCGGCCACGUCUCUGGGCCCAACAGCCCCCUGGUCGGGCGCAAGCUCGGUGAGAUGGACAGCGUCCUGAUGAAGAUACACACCUCGCUGCUCUCUGAGGAGAGAGAGACUCUGCUACCCAGCCUGCUGGUUCUCUGUGGCGAUCACGGCAUGUCUGAAGCGGGGGGUCACGGGGCCUCCUCUGUGGAGGAGGUCAACACCGCUCUGGUCGUCAUCAGUUCUGCAUUCGAAAGGAAGCCUGGUGACAUCCGACACCCAAAGCACGUUCAACAGACUGACCUGGCUGUGACGCUAUCAGUAGGGCUCGGUCUGCCAAUUCCAAAGAGCAGCGUUGGCCGCCUUAUGUUCCCAGUUGUGGAAGGAAAGCCCAUGCGGGAACAACUGAGAUUUUUACAUUUAAACGCAGUGCAGCUCAGCAGGUUGUUGCAGGAGAACGUUCCAUCAUAUGAGAAAGAGCCUGGAUUUGAGCAGUUUAAGGUGUCGGAAAGGUUGCACGGGAAUUGGAUCAGACUGUACUUGGAAGAAAAUAACUCGGAGGUCCUUUUCAACCUGGGAACCAAGGUUCGCAGGCAGUACUUGGACGCCCUGAGGACCCUGAGCCUGUCCCUGAGCAGACAAGCGGCCCAGUAUGACGUCUAUUCCAUGGCGCUGGGGACUGUCCUGGUCCUGGAGGUCCUCGCCCUGCUCCUGCUCGGCGUCCCACAGGCGCUGAGUGGCCGGGCGGAGCUGGACGUCCCUCUGCUGUCGCCCGUGUCCUCCCUGCUCUUCUACCUGCUGCUCCUGGUUCUUGCGGCGCUUCACGUCACCGUGUGCACCUCUGCCAACGGUUCGUGCUACCUGUGCAGCCUCCCGUGGCUGAUGGCAGGCGGGGUGAUGGUGCUGAUCUCCGCUCUGCUCUGCGCGGUCUUGUCUGCUCUCGCCAGGAUGGCUGCCAGCAGAAAGCAUCUGAGUCAGACCCCACCGCAGUCCAGCUCACGGUGGUCGGAGCUAGAUCUCCUCAUCUUGCUGGGGACCGUGGGCCACGUGCUGAGUCUGGGCGCCAGCAGCUUCAUCGAGGAGGAGCACCAGACCUGGUACUUCCUCGUCAACACGCUGUGUGUGGCUCUGUGCCACGAAAUCUACAGAGGCUGCUUCCUGGGAGACGGCGGCGCGCCUCAGCCUUGCCCACACGCGGGAGGGGAGUUUGACGGGGUCGCGGUGGCCCCACGGGGCAAGAGUGCUGGCCCUGACGUGUGGGAACGCGACAGAGCGUCCAAGGACCCGUCUCCCCUGGACGCCCUCAGAGGCCCUGAGAGGUGGAUGGUGCUGGCGAGCCCCUGGCUGAUCCUGACCUGCUGCCGGCUGCUGCGGUCCCUGAACCAGACGGGCGUGCAGGGAGCCCACCGGCCUGACCUGGGCCACUGGCUCACCAGCUCUGAUCAUAAGACGGAACUCUCUGUUCUGGCCGCACUUUCCCUCAUCAUGAUUUUUGUGUUGGUUCAGAAGAGGUGCUCCCUGGCAUCAAAAGUGGCCGUGGCGUUUGGCCUGCUGGGCGUCUAUUGCUACAGGGCCGCCAUUGGAAAUGUGCUGUUCCCGUGGCAACAAGACAACAAGGACAUUUCAAAGGGCAUUACCGAAGCUCGUUUUGUUUAUGUCUUUGUCCUUGGCAUUCUGUUCACGGGCACCAGAGACUUGCUUAAAUCUCAAAUCACUGCUGCAGACGUCACGGUCAAGACCAUGGGCCUCUGGGAGAUGUACAGUGGAUUCGUCCUCCUGGCGGCACUGCUCCUCAGACCCCACAACCUCCCCGUCCUGGCACUGAGCCUCGCGAUGCAGACCGUCCUGACCCGGUGCGUCUGGAGGCCCCUGCGGCACGCCGCCACCGAGGUCACCGUGAUGCAUUACUGGUUUGGUCAGGCCUUCUUCUACUUUCAGCUGCAGCCUCCCCCCAAGGACCCCACUUUCAGUACCUGCCGUGGUCACCAGGACCCAGCAGCAGCGUCACAGCUGGGCUUCUGUGCAGACCCAGGGAGUGAACCGCACCUCCCUGGAGUCCGCCGCCCAUCGCAGGAAGGCGCCCUCUCUGACGACCAGACCGAAACGGCGGACCACGCGUCCUGUUCCUUUUGCUCCUCGUGGUGCUUUGCCACCAAGGACACAGCUUUUCGUACCUGUCGGAAGAAAUUUAGAAGGUCACAGGCGUCACGGAUGCGGGGAACGCAGAGCUCGUCCAGAAUUCCAGAGCACAAGCCGGGAGUGGGAAGACAACGAGGGGCCCGUGGAACGUGGCCCGAGGGAGCAGGGAGGAGCCAGGAGAGCCGCCCGAGCGCCUGUGCCGAGCGCGCCUGCGUCAGGGCUGUCCCGUCGGCUGGUCGGCGAAGCUCACGGUGGCCUCGGAGGACUGGGGGUCUCGCUGUGCAUUUCAGAAAUGUCCAGACGGCCCGUGUCGGUCUGUUUCCUCUCCUAAUCUGGACGUCGCGUGCAGGCCUGUUCCGGUGGUUGCCUCCUGUCUGGAGGUCCGUGAGCGAUGGUCACUCAGUCUCUGCCCGUGAGUGGCUUGGUAGGGAACGGGAACGCCAUCCCUUCGGAAGAUGGUCUCGUCCCUCUCCCUUCUCCGGGCUCCCCGGGGCCCAGCGGGACGGCAGGCGUGUCUGCUGGAUGCAGGACACGCCUCCCCGGGGGCGCACAGCCCCACGGCUCUGCGCGGGCGCCCUCCCGGCAGCACUCACGUGGUCCGCAAGCUGCCGUGUGUCCGCUGGCACAGCAGACCCUGCUGGCCUGAUCGGGGUGCCCACAGGCUCCCUCUGAACCGAGACGGUUAAGGCGGCAGCUGGUCAGGCAGCCUGAGCUGCCCGGCACGGAGGCCACAGCGUCGGGAAGACUGACCGCAGGCAACACCGGAGCGGGGAGGCCGCCUCUGACGGCCGAUUUGCUCCUCUGGGGCUCACGGCUUCCGCGACGCAGCUCAGGCACUGCCCGCGGGCAGCCAGGGCACCCGUGUCCAGUGGCCACGGAUGUCCCGCCGCGGGCGCCAUCAGACGUGCCGGAGGUCCCUCGGGAGCAAGGCCAGCACAGGUCGGCCCUCGCACAGCAGGCCCCACCGCAGUCGGACGAGGCGCAGGCCUGCAGGCUGAGGAGCGCAGCCCAGCCCCCCCGUCUCCCCUCCGCAGCCCUUCCCUGGGGCGGCUCCCUCUUCUCCGUCGGGUUUCCCGGCAGGAGCGCGCAGGUGUGCCGCCCCUCCCAGCCCUCAGCUCACCGACUCCUGUGCCCGGCGUCAGGAGCGUGGCGCCCAGCUGGCCUCCGCAGCCCUCCACGGGCCCCUGGGUCUCUGCCUGCCUCUGUCCCCACCCGCAUGGUGUCAGGACUGUGAGGCUCUGGGGAGUUAACGCAAGGAAAGCCCCGGAGCACGCGGGCCGCGCCUUCGGUCGACCCUCUCUGACGGCUGAAUCAGCUUCAGCAGGGCCUCCAGCAUCCUGCCUGGUGUUGGACCCACUUCUCCAUCCUCAGCCCGCCUCCCCUCGCGUGGCGUUCCGAGCGCCUCUUCUCCCCGCCUCCUCUCAGCAGCGCCGGGGUCUCCUCCAGCUCCAGGGAGGGUGUUGUGCAGGCAUGGGGAGAGCCCAGGCGGGUGUGGGCGGACGGGUUCAAGGGGAAGCUUCACGAAGGAGGUUACCGUCGAGGGACGGUGAGGACGGGCGUGAACGCACGGCUCUGGGAGGUUUGGGGUCUGCACCGCGACCCGGUGGCCUCCGGGAGCGGCACGCAGCCGGGGGAGGCGGUGGUGGGCUUCCCCAGCUGGACGUGUGUCCCAGGCCAUCGGGUGAAGAGCUUCUGAGGGGGCCUUCUCGGGGCUAGGACAGACAUGUAUGCUCUCAGACCCGUGAAUGUCGUGAGUGUCUCAGAAAAGGCCCCCAGUGUCAAUAAAGACUGAAAGCGGAGAGGGACCGCAGCUGGGAGCCCUUCCCGUGGAUUCAGAGCCCCGCCCUGCCUGGGAGAACGAGCUGCGCUGCUGCGGGCCAGGGUCUCGGGUCUGACGCGUGAGCCCGACAGCGGGCAGCCAGCCUGCCCUCCCUAACAGCAGUGUGGCAGCACUGCCCUCGGCCUCUCGGGCCACCUGCAGCCCUCAGACGGCGUCCCUGAGAAGGGAGGGAGGUGCGUCUGUCUCAAGUAAAUAGAUCUGGGGGUGUUUGGAAUUCUCCACAGUUCAUUAGCGGACUUACAUGCAUAGUUUCUCGAAGGUAAAAGACAUUUCACGUGCUCCUCCAGCCUGGGAGGGAGGCGGGCAGGUGGAGGGGUCGCGUGCGGGGCAGCCCCGGGACCAGGGCUGAGUGGGCAGCUGGGGCUGCCGCGUGUCCGGGUCACCGGGACCGGCUCGCACAGUCGCUGGCGGCUGUGGUACGAGACCAGCUGUGUCAGCACUGUUUCUCCCUGUGUCCAGGGAAACUCCAACAGCAUCGCCACCGUGGACAUCUCGGCAGGCUUCGUGGGCCUGGACGCCUACAUGGAGAUCCCAGCCGUGUUCCUGACGGCGUUUGCAACGUACUCAGGGCCUGUGCUGUGGGCCAGCCACCUGGUGAACUU
Hippopotamus amphibius kiboko is the source of this 5314-nucleotide messenger RNA. It is a transcript of the gene PIGG, whose product is annotated as phosphatidylinositol glycan anchor biosynthesis class G. The transcript is spliced from 12 exons. The coding region runs from base 98 to 3544 and encodes 1148 amino acids. Gene Ontology annotation, biological process: GPI anchor biosynthetic process. Lineage: Eukaryota; Metazoa; Chordata; Mammalia; Artiodactyla; Hippopotamidae. The record is from RefSeq and is a predicted model, not a curated record. Gene Ontology annotation, cellular component: endoplasmic reticulum membrane.